This is a messenger RNA of Heteronotia binoei (common prickly gecko), 1089 nucleotides long. RefSeq names its product C2 calcium dependent domain containing 4D (gene C2CD4D). The transcript has a single exon. Bases 1 to 1080 code for a protein of 359 amino acids. The record is from RefSeq and is a predicted model, not a curated record. Lineage: Eukaryota; Metazoa; Chordata; Lepidosauria; Squamata; Gekkonidae.
AUGUUCUCCAGAAGGAAGCCUUCCCCUUCCCUGCCUGCCUGCCCCAACGUGCUCACGCCCAACAAGAUCCCCGCAUUUCUCAUCCCGCCCAGCCUAGAGACCCUUCGGAUCCGGCGCUCGCAAAGGAACGAGAGCCCUACAACCAGCGAGGCCCAGGCUUGUCCUCUGGAACAACACAUCAUCCAGGUGGAAAGCUACGACCAGGAGGAAGGGUGGCCUCCCAGGCGCCUCCGGAGCACCGCUUCCAUGCCUCAACUCUCUAGCCCAGAGGGCUGGGACUUUUUGCCCGAGAGUCCCCACACACGCCGACGAGAGUCCCUCUUCCACGACGUACGCCAGCCCCGACGGUUGGGGGCCAGGUUCUCAUCUCCCUCAAGGCCUCUCACCCGCCCUGGCACAACCCCGGACAGUGAUACGGCCUCCUCUGCCGAGACGUCCCCCUAUGGUUCCCCCCUGCCCUUGCGGCCUCUAGGGGGCACCCUGGCACGACCAGUGAGUGGGCACCGAAGGAGAUUCAUGUUUUGCUCCCCCAAACUCAAGGCAGGGCUUCGGCCUGGCUCCAUAUCCGCCGAAGAGACCAGCUCUACGGACACCAGUCCCAGCGUUUCGCGCCGGGACACCGAGCUUUCCUCGGGGUCCCCUGCCUCCCUGCCCCCGCUACCGACCUUCCCGUUGGACUUCUUCCAUUGCCACGAGCGCCUCACCAAGGAGGUGACACUGACCAUGAGCAAAGAGGGGCGCUUGAGGCUGUCUACGGAAUAUCUGCUGCCACAGAGGCGCGUCCGGGUCCGCCUCGUCAGCGCAGAAGGGUUCUACCGGCCCCACUGCGACCCGCGGCACAUCAGCUGCUGUGUCUCCCUGUCGCUGAGGCCGGGGUCGGUGCAACGGCAGCGCAGCGCGCUCAUCAAGAGAAGCCGCAACCCCAUCUUCAACGAGGACUUCUUCUUUGAGGGGGUCUUGCCCGACGAGUUGUGCAGGUGGAGCCUGAGGGUCAAAGUGGUCAACAAGGGCUCCGGCGUGCGGCGGGACGUGGUCUUGGGCGAAUGGGAACCCCCUCUCGACUCUCUUUUGCCCCUUUAGCAUAUCUGG